AUGGGGAUGGAAGACUUAAUGGCCACUGCACUCUAUUUACAUAUUUGCGUGUUCCCAGUUGCAGCCUUCGUCAACUAUUACGCGUAUGCUUUGAAACUAGGACGUUGCAUAUUAUAUACUACAAUGAAUAAUAGUAAUAAUAUAACAGAAAAAUCUUCCAGCCACCUUAAGGGACCACCUAUGUCACUUGCAGAAUCAAAAACAAAUGGAUAUAUUACAACAACUGAAAUUGUAUCUUUGAAAUGGAUCAGUCAAAGCUCUGAUAGUAUGAAACAAAGCGACAAAAACAUUUUUUUCCAUCUCAAAAACGAAAGUUCUAUUCCGAAGAAGAGAUCCAAAAGAAGAGCUUUAUUUACAAAGAAUAACACCAAUGUAAAUGAUGUUCUUUCACAAUACAAGGAUAGAGAAAUUUUGAAAGCAAGAGAAAUAAUAGCAAAUCACAAGACGUUGUGUAAUAAUGAAAACAAAUCUGACAUAUGCAAAGAUCUUGUAACGAAAAUAAGAAGUCUAAGAAAUACUAAUGUACACACUGAAAAAAGUAUUAAAAAUUUUAGAGAAUUAGAAAAAGGAGUGUUGACUUUCCAAAAUAUAGAUUCUACAGAACUAUCAAAGAGAGAAACUCAUGCCGCAGAUGUUCAAGUACCAAAAUUUUCUGUUAAUAACGUAGCUGAACCUAUGGCAAGGGAUCCAUAUGCAAAUUUAUAUCCCAGUCAAAGUUAUGCCGUCAACAGUUACUCGCCUCACCCCCGUCCCCCACUGGCUCCACCUCCAUUAUCUGAAACGUGUUUACUAGCACGUUUAUUAAAAGAUAAUCAAGCACAUUAUAAAGGCUUGUAUAAUGUUCCGUCAGAAGAAUACCACUAUCCAUAUGCACAUGGGCAUCCUUCGUCGCCUUACAAUAGAUACCCGCCUUUACCUUCUUCGAAUCUUUAUCAUCAAGGACGAGAUGUGGAGCCUCAGGUACAUAAUGUACACCCACAAGAUGUUGAAAUUUUGAGUCGAUUUCUGGAUGAAAAAAAGGAGCUAGAUAAAGUGACGUCAAAGCAAAUACCUACGACUCGGGAAGCGCAAUGUCCUCAGGGUUCAAUGUCCUGUGACGACGGGGGCGACUGCAUUACCGAGGGACAGUGGUGCGAUGGAAACGUGGACUGUGCCGAUGUCAGCGACGAGGCCAAGUGUACCUGCAGGUCGAGAGUGGAUAAAUCUAGACUCUGUGAUGGAUAUUUUGACUGUCCUUUUGGCGAAGACGAAAUGGGAUGCAAUGGUUGUAGUGAAAACACCUUCAGCUGUGAAGAUGUAGACAUAAAUUCUCGUAGUACUUGUUUCACAAAAGAACAAAGAUGUAACAAUAUAAUCGACUGUCCAAAUCAUAGAGAUGAGUUCGAAUGCAACAGUUUAUCUCCGAGCCUGCACAAAAAACCUCUUUUUGCAAUUUCUAACACAGAAGGCUUUUUGCACAGAAAUUUCAGAGGCGAUUGGUAUGCCGUGUGUAAAAAUCCAUAUAUGUGGGCCCAUGAUGCCUGUCGCCGUGAAACAGGACUUAUAAUCAGGCCCCCAUUCAUACAAGUUGUUCCUAUAGAUCCUAUGUUGAAUGUUAAUUACUUGAACACUGGGCCAGGAGGAUUCAUACACACCAGUAAUACUUGCUUCAAUUCUUCUGCAAUCUAUGUCACCUGCCCUGACCUUCUGUGUGGAACUAGAAUGUUGUCCACGUCGCAAUUGCUAAGAGAGAAUACUGCUAUUGAAAAUAGACUUUUUGGUCGAAAUAAACGAUUUCUUAACCGUUACCCGUACGAUAUAUUUAAUGGUAACCGUCGAAGGCAUAAACCGAAAUAUAAUGUGGAGGGUGAAAGGAAAAUGAAUUUGGAUGACGUACGAAAUAAAAGGGCCGAGAGUAGAGUCGUGGGCGGCAAGCCCAGCCAACCAGCGGCCUGGCCUUGGGUGGCGGCCAUGUACAGGAAUGGGAUGUUCCAUUGCGGUGGAGUAAUUAUCACCCAGGAUUGGAUCAUAUCAGCCGCUCAUUGUGUCCACGAAUUCUGGAAGCAUUACUACGAAAUACAAGUCGGAAUGCUGCGACGAUUUUCAUUUUCGCCCCAAGAACAAAAUCACCCGGUUUCGCACGUCAUCGUCAACCAUAAGUACAGUCAGUCGGAUAUGAAGAAUGAUCUUUCAUUACUGAAGGUCAAGUCAGCAAUACAAUUCAGUCGAUGGGUGCGCCCGAUAUGUUUACCUGGCCCUGAAACCGCGGGUGCUGACUGGAUUUGGGGUCCAACGCCUGGUACAAUGUGCACGGCCGUCGGAUGGGGAGCUACUGUGGAACACGGUCCUGAUCCUGAUCACAUGAGAGAAGUAGAACUACCAAUUUGGUCUGACUGCAAACACACGGAAGAUAGAGAGGGCAAAGAAAUAUGUGCAGGACCCGUCGAGGGUGGUAAAGAUGCAUGUCAAGGAGACAGUGGAGGCCCGCUUUUAUGUAGAAAUCCUUCUAAUUCUCAACAAUGGUUUGUAGCAGGAAUUGUAAGUCACGGAGACGGCUGUGCUAGGAAAGGAGAACCUGGGGUUUAUACUAGAGUCAGUAUAUACGUAAAGUGGAUAAGACAUCACAUUUCUUCUAGUUCGUUACCAACGAUACAACCAAAACAAGUAUGUCCUGGCUUCAAAUGUAAAUCAGGCAUUUUUAAAUGUCUCCCUGAUAAACGAGUUUGUGAUAAAAUUGUCGAUUGUCUCGAUGGAGAGGAUGAACGCAACUGUAGUGAUGUGAGAUCAUUUGAUGAAAUGUUUCUGAGUAGAGCAAACAAUGAUAAACCUUUAAAUGUCUCUGAUAAACCUCCAAAAUUAGUGACAAAUAAACUUAAUGAAAAUAAAAAGUCUGAAAAAAUUAACGCAACAAUAAAACUUCUAAAAGAUUUCGAAGAUAAUUUUAAACAUGCAUCAACACUUGAAUUGUCAAUAUCUAAAAGUUCAGAAUUUGAACCUAGUGACACAUUUGAAGACAAAAUAACUACAGAUUCUAGUGAAUCAUUCGUAAGCAAUGGACUCAACAAUGAUCCCAACGAAGAAAAUGUAUUCGCCAAAACGUUUUCAAGAGAAGCAUUAGAACCCAUGUCGUCUGUUUUAGAAAGUAAUCAAAGAGAGAGUACAAAAGCUGGUAGAGGUGACUUAAAAGAAUUGGACACCGAGGAAGAAGGAUCAACAAGUACGCAAAUUAUAGAAAUUUCUACUACAACUACCGAAGAAACUACCUUUAAUACAGAAUCAACAACGAAUAUUCCUGUUGAAGAAAUAAGUUUACCCACUUUAACGCCCCAAGACAAUAUUUCUAUUGGGAAUAAUACUGAAAAAAUUAAAGAUGAGUUCUCAAACAGCACUAGUGAUCCAGACAAAAUAGAAUCAAAAUCAUUGUUUGUAGAGCUUCUUUCUACUUCACGUCCGGAAACUCAAGAUGAAGAUAGUAAAAACUUGAAUUUAGACGAGCUUAAACUCAUAAAUGAAAAAAAAAUAAACAAGUCUAAGAAACUUCCUGAUUUUAAUGAUAAGAAUGACAUAAUUCAUAAAAUAGAGGACCUAGUUUUAUCUGAGCUACAGCCUGCUAAAACUAGAAAAAAGCACCUUAUUCCUAAAGAAUUCGAGUGUCAGCACAUAGCGCAAAUCAUUCCACAUAAAUUUCGAUGUGAUCACAAAGCUGACUGUGAAGAUAGCACUGAUGAACUUGACUGCACCUGUACAGAUUAUUUAACAACUUUUGAUAAAAAUUUGAUUUGUGAUGGAGUAUUUGACUGUGCAGACGGGCAAGACGAAAUCGAUUGCUAUAGUUGUACAGAAGAUCGUUUUCUCUGUGAAAAAAGCCAAAUUUGUCUACCUUCUAAAUAUAUUUGCGAUGGUAAACCUCAGUGUCCACAAGGAGAAGACGAAUUAAACUGUUUUGCUCUUUCAAACGGAAUGGACUUAACAUAUGAAGUUGAUGGUAAACCGAAAAUACACAUAGAAGGAUUCCUAACCAAAAAAUACAAAAGCGAUUGGCAUGUAGUAUGCGAAGACAUGAUUUCUACAGAACAACAAGAGCAGGCUGCUGAUCAUAUUUGUAGAUAUUUAGGAUUUAGCUCAGCAAAUAGAUAUAUGGUAAAAAAUAUAAAUAUAAAAAAUGAGAAGCUAUUUAAAACUAACUCAAAAACAAGAAGAGAUGCACUAGAUGUACCAGUUCAUUUUGCAUACAAAACUCAAAUUGAAAAUGAUCAUGAAAGGCAUGUAAUUAUCAAAGAUCCUCAGAUAAUCAAGGAAGACUGUGUACCCAAUAUAACCAAGACAUGCAUGUCUUUAUAUGUAUAUUGUGAUCGAUCACUAUUUGAUGAUAAUUUAUUUCAAGAGUUGUACGGUCGUGACGCUACGUCUCUCAUCGAUAGACCGUGGUCAUGGAUAGCAAAGGUUUAUGUCGAAGGAGAUUAUAAAUGCUCAGGUGUUCUUGUAGAUGAUUCUUUAGUUUUAGUUGGACAGUCGUGCCUCUGGGAUUUAUUGUUAGAUAAACAGCAUACAGUAGUUGUGCUCGGAUCACAUAGAAGUAUCAACGCAACACGUGGACCCUAUGAACAAACAAUCGAAGUGGUAGGCAAAACGGAGCUGUACAGCAGCAAGUCUAUUCUUUUACAUCUCAAAGAACCUGCGGUGUAUUCUUCUAUGGUUAAACCUAUGGUGGUUACAUCCUCAAAUAGUGCUCCUAAUCAUUCAAUAUGUGUGGCAGUCGGUCAAAAUGAAAGGAAUUUCUCUGUUAGUAUGUUUUUAAGUGAAUCCGAAGAAAAUUGUUCCAUUCACAAUAUGUGCUUUGAAAGCCUAAUGAAGAAUAAAUUAUGCCAUAGAGGGAUGUCGACACAUCGCCCUUGGUCGGGUAUCAUAAGUUGUCACGAUGAGAACGGCUGGCACCCCGUAGCUUCAUUUGUCGAUAGCAGAGGAGAAUGCGGUGCCGGAAAUCAAAUAGUCGCAACAGAGAUAGUUCAUCUUAGAAGCAUAAUAAGAUCAGCUGAAAAGAAAGUUAUCAUUGAACAUCAUGAAGAAUCUACAGUUGCCUGUGACGGAGUACGGUGCGGUCGAGGUCGUUGCAUUAAUUUGUUGCAAGUCUGUAACGGUGUGCAUGACUGCGAGGAUGGAAAUGACGAAUCAGUAGGAGCUUGCGAGAAGAAAACAGAAAUGUGUGAGAAAGACCCACAUCAAAGGGGGUGUGAAUGUUCGUCUAAUCAAUUGAGGUGUCACAAUGGAAAAUGCGUAUCCAAACAACUUUUUAAUAAUGGGAACGAUGAUUGUGGUGAUGGUACAGACGAACCGGAUCAUUUAUUAUGUUCGCGAUACUUAGCCAGAGUCAUGCCGUCUGGACUUUGUGAUGGAGUGCUCAACUGUGAGGACAGAAGUGACGAAGAUCCAAUGUUCUGCAAAUGCUAUGCAGAAAAAACAUACCAAUGUGGAAAGACUAGUGAUGUGAAUCACUGUGUGGCACUAGAUGUGGUUUGCGAUGGUGUUAGAGAUUGUCCGAAUGGAGAAGACGAAUCAACUUGUAUUGGUCUAAAAGGGCCUAAUGGCGCUCCAUCUGGUACCGGCCAAGUCAUUAUCCGUUCACAUGGCAUUUGGCACACUAAAUGUUAUCCUACUGAAAACCACACCAGAGCGGAACUCGAGUCUAUAUGCUAUGAGCUCGGAUUUCUGAGUGGGCACGCCAAAGAAAUUAAGUCUCUCGCCAAAGUAAUACCGCCUAUGGAUAACAUCGUUUUACUAAACCCCUUCAGCGAUAUUACUCUGAAUAACAUGACUAAACUCAAACUAAGAAAUACCCAAGAGCCUCUUGCCAAAGGAUUCUUUGACAAGUCUCUAGAACACUGUCACCCAGUUUAUAUAGAAUGUCUGUAA
Amyelois transitella is the source of this 5889-nucleotide messenger RNA. RefSeq names its product serine protease nudel (gene ndl). Gene Ontology annotation, molecular function: serine-type endopeptidase activity; protein binding. The transcript has 27 exons. Gene Ontology annotation, cellular component: membrane. The coding region runs from base 1 to 5889 and encodes 1962 amino acids. Lineage: Eukaryota; Metazoa; Arthropoda; Insecta; Lepidoptera; Pyralidae. Gene Ontology annotation, biological process: proteolysis. The record is from RefSeq and is a predicted model, not a curated record.